CGGUCGGCUGCGCUGUCAAGUUGAAAUAGCUCAUUUCAAGGGCAGUUACUAAUUUGUCUGCUCUGUCCUGUGAGCUCUAUCAUGACCAUGCUGUGCAGAGUUGGACAAGUUCGCAGGUGUGCAGCCAGCCUCAGCCAAACUAUAAGCCAGGUAGCUGCAUCGAGGCAGAAGCACACGCUCCCUGACCUGACCUACGACUAUGGUGCCCUGGAGCCCCACAUCAAUGCAGAGAUCAUGCAGCUGCACCACAGCAAGCAUCACGCCACAUAUGUGAACAACCUCAACGUUACAGAGGAGAAAUAUCAGCAGGCACUAGCAAAGGGAGAUGUGACGGCUCAGAUUGCCCUCCAGCCUGCUCUGAAGUUCAACGGUGGAGGCCACAUAAAUCACACUAUUUUCUGGACGAACCUCUCCCCAAAUGGUGGCGGCGAACCACAAGGGGAGCUGCUGGAGGCCAUUAAGCGGGACUUUGGCUCCUUGCAGAAGAUGAAGGAGAAGAUGUCUGCUGCUACAGUGGCAGUGCAGGGCUCUGGCUGGGGCUGGCUGGGCUACGACAAGGAGAGCGGAAGACUUCGUAUCGCUGCUUGUGCUAACCAGGACCCCCUGCAUGGGACUACAGGUCUCAUCCCCCUCCUCGGUAUCGACGUAUGGGAGCAUGCCUACUACCUUCAGUACAAAAAUGUGCGGCCGGACUACGUUAAGGCCAUCUGGAAUGUCGUCAACUGGGAGAAUGUGAGCGAGCGUCUCCAGUCGGCCAAAAAGUAGAACCCGAUCUUCAAAUGGUCCCUUUUCAUCCUGACCUGAGUAAAAUAGUAGUUUCAAUUAAUGUUCAGUUUUCCAUUGCAUGGAGCACUUGAGCUGUGGGGUUUUCUGUAUUCAGAUUGUAAACAGCCUUUCAUAUGAUCAGCUACAUUAAAGUUGAUUUAAAUUAACUUUAAAAUACUUCCUACGUCGGUCCAGAUAAUGUUGCCUUCGUGGCAAACUUAAAGCCCUGCACUCGCACAGUUUAGAGCAAACUUAGAAAAUGAUUUGCAAGUGCUUCUUGUCUCAGGUCUGUUCCUGACUACUUCUUCUUUAAAGCGCACAAACUGGCCUCCUUUCACAUCAAGGCCGGCUACUGUUAAUCUCAACCAAAUAUUGGCUCCCAUUCAUGUGAACUAGGUGUCCGUUAACCAGAGUGCACAUUCAGUGAGUUUCGUCACACUAAAAUCAGAUGAUGUUAUUGCAAGUAUGCUUUUGAUGUAUUAUAAUAAAGAUAUAUUUCAAUUGUA
Molecule: messenger RNA, 1271 nt
Organism: Anarrhichthys ocellatus (wolf-eel)
Lineage: Eukaryota; Metazoa; Chordata; Actinopteri; Perciformes; Anarhichadidae
Gene: sod2
Product: superoxide dismutase 2, mitochondrial
Exons: 5
Coding region: 82-765 (227 amino acids)
Biological process (GO): superoxide metabolic process
Cellular component (GO): mitochondrion
Molecular function (GO): manganese ion binding; superoxide dismutase activity
Source: RefSeq, a predicted model, not a curated record